AUGCCCCUCAUCCCUGACGACGCCAAUUUGAUGUCGCACCAUAACUUUUCCUCCCCACCAGAACGAUUGGUAACCAGGAGCACACCGGCGUCGGCAGUUCACAGUCGGGAGGCCUCCGCUGUUAGAGGACGCCCGGCCGACCUAUCCGCGCUAACCCCUUCGACGCUUCAACCGCAGAACAACCGCCGGGGCCAGUCCCAUUCCAAAAGUCCCGAAACCUCGUCCGGACGCCCCGGUGCUGGCUACGAUGCCGGCCUCGAACGACGCACGUCGAACUCGUACGGCCACCACCGACAGACCUCCAUCGUACACGGCGUGCAACACUCCCGAAACCCCAGCCACGCCAACUCGUCCGGUUCAAAUAAUCCUCUGAGUCCGGAAUUGAUCACGUCGCUUGCUCGCAGUGGUGGAACCGGGAUGGAACAAGACAAUGUCGCGCGGAUGGAGCAGUCGGAUGCGCACCCUGGUGCGAACGGGACGACCCAUCCGUUGCAGGGGACACUGAGCACCAUCGCGGAUCAGGAUUCGGAUGGGCUCGCGGCUGGGAGUCCCGCGCACACGUUCCAUAGGAGGAUGAAUUCGAGUGGGAAGUCAUGGCGCGACCGAUCCCAUAGCCGCUCGCAGUCGAGGCACCACCACUCCGAAUCCAAGACGGUGGGGGAAUAUGCGUUACACCAUCUGUUCAACUCGUUUGUGGGCCAGGCGGACAACAAGAUCAAUCAAGCCAUCAUGAAGUUGGGGGAGUCCGACGCCCCCGUGGAAGAGGUAUGCGGACCAGGCGCCGAUGCCAGCUUUGACCAAUUGAUAUCGGCAUUGGGCCAUAUUGCACGGCAAAAGCCGAAGCCGUUGAUUGAUACCAUCAUGCUUUGGCGCAAGGCCAAAGGCGAUUCCGCUAUCAUGGCAAAGCAGAUCGCCACUAAUCAGUCAAAAAUGGCACCCCCAGAGAACGGCCUUCUCAUCAGGCGAAAUACCGAACCUCCCCAGUCCGCUGCGGAGUCAACUACGCAUACUGAUACUGCCACCCCCCCCAAUUCCCUUCUUUCCAGACAUGAUGAUGUCGUACUGGCAGAACGGCGCGCGACAGUCUCGGUAUACCUGGUCUGCAGAGUCUUAAUGGAGAUAUUCAACCAGAGUAGUCUUGCUUCUAUAACCAUCGACAUGGCAGACCGGUUGGAGGAUAUCGUGUUUGGCCAGCUCAAAACCGUGGAUCCCGACCAGAUCGCGGCAUCCAGGCUGCGCAUGGCGAACUGGCGGAUCUAUGCUCAGCUUCUGGGGAUCAUGAGCGACUCGAACUUCGUGAGUGUCACGAACCGAUUCGUGGCUGAACUGGAGAAGCACCAAAAGGACGACUCUCUCCGCGGGCCCUCGAAGGAAGGCGACUCCAAGGCCGAACUCUUGAUUUUUGGAAUGAGGCACAUUCGGAUUGGCAUCAACUCCGAAGCAUGGCCUAAAUCGUGUGACUUUCUGCGGGCGCUGGCGCGCUUGUUUGUCAGUUCUCAUGGACAGCGGGUGAAGCAGGCUUAUUGCUAUAUCCUUGAGAAGCUACUUCUUCCCGUCGCGGCAAAUCCUAGUUGUGAUUUAUCGCUACCUAGGUGGAAGGAGUUCCUAGAGCUGGUCCAGCCGCGAUUGUCGCAGAUGCUGGCCAAACCUCGCCAUUGGGCUGCGUCUUUCCCUCUCUAUGUUCUACUGCUCUGCGUGUCGCCGAAGGAGAAUUUCUCCUCUCAAUGGCUUUCAGUCAUCCAGAGUCUGCCGGCUAGGCUGAAGGACCGUCCUACCCGAGGCCCAGCUCUCCAGGCCAUGUGUCGUCUCCUGUGGACAUAUUUUUUCCGCUAUUCGGAGUCGCCGACCGCGACACUUCGCAAAGUCGAAGAAGUCUCCAGGAUAGCGCUGCCCCCUGGCAAACGGACAUACUUAAGCACGGAGCCAUCAGUCGCGGAUCCUUUGAUCCACCUGGUGCGUAUGAUCGGGUUUAAGCAUCCAGAUGUUUGUUUCCGCAACAUUAUAUUCCCCCUGAUCAACUCGGAUCUCUUCUCGUCCCCGAAGGAACUGAAGAUCGAGCAAAUGGAACCGGAGAAGAUGGUUAUUGGAAUCAGGUCUUUCCUGUCCAUCCUGACUGAUCUGGAGACCUGCGACCAACUUUGCCCUCCGGUCCCAACCGGUUCUAUCCCCAACCCGUUCACCGAUGUUUCGACCGCUACGUACUCACAUAGACCGCAUUUUGUUGCCGACCUACGAUCGCCGAAUGUACUGGAGAGUCGAGAAGAGGGAUUGUCGCAUGCCGUCAACAUCGCAAGACUGAGUGACAACGUUAAGGGUGCCUACGUCCGGUUCUGCGAGAUUCUCGGUAAAAUCACGCUCCUGUGCGACAACACCUUCGGCGGCCAGGCGGCGCUGGAUGAGAAGUUCGGCGGUGUAACACCGAAAACACCCAUAUCGGAAGCGUUCAGCUUUGGGAGACGCGAUGAUCAUUUCAGCGCGGGAGAUCAAAAGCAAGGCUUCUAUGACCUGCUUCACGUGGCUGUCCAAGCGCUCCCACGCUGCCUGUCGGAUCACAUCCCGUUCAACUCCUUGAUCAAUCUACUCUGCACCGGGACGGCUCAUAUCCAAUCCAAUAUUGCCUUCUCGUCCGCGGAGUCGCUGAAGGCCAUCGCCCGGCAGUCUCACGCACAGCCGGUUACCAUUGGCUUUGCCCGAUUCAUUUUCAAUUUCGAUGCUAGGUAUUCUACAAUGUCAGACGAAGGCAUGUUGGGACCAGGCCACAUUGAGUCUACUCUGCGACUCUAUGUUGAGCUGCUGAGGAUUUGGAUAGAUCAGAUCAAGCAAAAGACCAAGGGUGCAACCCAGGACUCAAAUGAAAAGGGCAAUGGCUCUGGAAGCCGUGCGUUACACCUCGAUCUUUCCACCGUUCUGACACAUGUCGAGGAGAUCGAGUCCCACGGUCUAUUCUUCUUAUGUUCCCAGUCCCGAAGAGUCAGGUCCUUUGCGAUCACAGUGCUGCGUCUCAUCACCGAAUUCGACAGCGCCCUCGGGAAAGACCACACCAGGAUCAUUAGGAUCCUCGAGGCCGACUCUCAACAAAUCUUGGAUGUCAACGACGAGCAGCUCACAGUUGCGGAGAGGAGUCGGAUCCAAAAGGGCAAGCGCCGAAGCGCCGCGCAAAAUACCCUGAUUGAGAUUUGCAGUAGCGAGGUGUCGUAUGACUCGACCUUGUGGUCCAAGGUCUUUCCCAACAUCAUCCGAAUCAGCUUUGAGACCUGUCCGUUUGCCGUGACUUUGGGACGAGAGAUUGUCUGCGCGAGGCUUGUUCUGAUGCACAAAGCGGUCAGCGCGCUGGCGGAAAGCCCUCAGAACCCUCAUUAUGGGCCCGUGGAAUCUGCCCAAACGCGCGUCUUCGGGCGCAACAACAUGACGGCCGAAAUUCUUGUCGAACAAUGGAAGUUAUAUCUGGUGAUGGCCUGUACCACGCUGAAUAGUGUCGGUGCACAGUCUCAGAGCCAACUAGCGAAUGCCCAGCACGUGCGGAAGUCUUCCAAGGGAGCGCAACCGUCACAGGACAAGAUCAAUUCGGCGAGAAGUCUCUUUGCAUUUGCGAUCCCACUUCUGUCCGCCGAACGAGGCUCGAUUAGACAUGCCAUUGUUGUCGCCUUGGGCUCGAUAAACAAGAAUCUCUAUCGAACACUCCUCGAGUCCUUGCAGUAUGCUGUCACAACCUGCAACGAAGAAGCCAAACUUCGCAUUGGCCAGCAUUACCGCACCCCCAGUAGCCCGAGACGGAAUCGCAAGACCGACAGACUGCGGACCGAAGUAACGUACGUAUACAAGCUCACAUCGCACUUUCUGCAGGAACCAGAAGUGUACAAUGACGACUGGAUUGUCAACAACCUCGUUACCUAUGCGAAGGACCUUCGAAUAUUCUUGAGCGACUCGGAAGUGCAGAAUGAUUGGGGGUUCCAGCGGCUCCGAUUUCACUACUGUGGGCUGAUGGAGGAGCUUUUCGAAGGGGUAAAUCGUACCAAAGACCCUUCCCGCUGGAUGCCGUUCGAAUCCAGAAAAUCGGCAUUCUCAUUGAUGGAAGACUGGUGCGGCUACUCGCCGAACCAAGCCCAGAUCUCUCAAAGAGAGGAGCACAUGCGCAAGGUCGCGCUCGCCCACAAUCCAAGUGCUGGGGCUGCCAUGGAAAUUGAAAAGAAGAAUCUCCGUGCAGCAGCCCUGAGCGCGAUGGCGUCUUUAUGCGCGGGCCCCAUAAGCAUCACCACUGAAAGUGGCUCUCUAUUGCAGUUCGAUGUGGGGCGCAUGCUCUCAUGGAUUCAUAUCAUCUUCAAAACCCUCAGCGACAAGUGGCAUGCGAUUGGCAGACGGGCUCUGAAGAACCUCAUCAUUCAUAACAAAGAACAUCCUUACCUGCUGGAACGAUCGAUUGAAAUGUGCUAUGUCACAGAGCAGACGAAAGCCUUGGAGAGCUAUUUUGAGGUGGUAUCCGAGGUACUGAUUGAGAACUCUGAUUAUUCGGUGGGCUUUUGGAAGGUUCUAGGCGCUGUCCUUGUCACGUUGGGUAACCAGAAGCGCGAGAUAAGGAUGAAAUCGGCCAAGCUCCUUCGUAUUCUGGAAGAGCGUCAACAAAAGAACUGCAAGCUGCAGGAUUUUGAGAUCAGCAUAUCGGACAAAACUACCGCUAUCUACAAGCUUGCACAGUUUGAGACAUCCAAGCGACUGGCAAAACAGCACUCCGACUUGGCGUUCACGCUUUUCUCUGAAAUUUCCUUGCAUUUCAAGGCCCUCCAACCAGACAGCCAGCGUAACAUGGUUGCUGCUAUCCUUCCAUGGGUACAGACUAUGGAGCUACAAGUCGAUCCCAAUGGCGGACCCACAGCGCGGUCCUACAUGCUUUUGGCAAAUCUAUUUGAGAUAACCAUCCGCUGCAGUACUAUCCUCCCUAACGAAGUUCAGGCUCUGUGGCAAGCCUUAGCGACAGGGCCGCACGGCGGAAAUGUUCAGUUGGUUCUUGAUUUCAUCAUCAACCUUUGUCUAGAGCGCAAAGAACAGAACUUUGUGGAGUAUGCAAAGCAAGUCGUUGUCUUCCUGUCAGGGACGCCCGCCGGGUCCAAAGUGAUCCAGUUCUUCCUAAUGCAGGUGGUGCCCAAAAACAUGGUCCAGGAGAGAAAGGAUACUACACCCACGCCGCCGGAUCUCAAGAGCUUGCCUUAUGUUGCUGAGCUUGGCGAUGUUCUCCACAUGGGGAACAAGCAGGCCGGCCUUUCGCUAGGCCAGAUUGCCCUCAUUUUCCUUGUGGACUUGAUGGUCGCUCCGGUCACGUUGCCCUUAGAAGACAUAGUCAAACUGGUUCACGUUGUUCUUGUUCUGUGGGAUCACUACACUGUUACCGUGCAGGAGCAGGCUAGGGAAAUGCUGGUACAUCUGAUCCACGAACUGAUAUCUGCCAAGAUCGAAGAUAGCGCACCUGCUGGGACUCGAGCAUCACUUGAAGACUUCGUGGAACUCAUCCGCAAGAGUGACCCCAAGGUUGUGUGGGAGUAUGAGGACAGCAACGAUGAAGAUGAUGGAGAAGACGACAACCGUGUUCCUUCCAGUAUGGUCAGCGUGACCCGCCAAGUCAUCAAUGUCUUUAGCCUAGCGUACGAAGGCAUCAAUGAUCUUUGGGCGAAGGAGGCCUUGAACUGGGCAACUUCGUGCCCCGUACGGCACUUGGCUUGCAGAUCAUUCCAGGUGUUCCGCUGCAUAUCCAUGUCUUUGGACUCUAGGAUGCUCGCAGAUAUGCUAGCCCGUCUGUCGAACACCAUUGCAGACGAGGAAGCGGAUUAUCGGACAUUCUCCAUGGAAAUUCUCACGACUCUCAAGAUAAUCAUCAGCUCCUUAGCCCCGGCCGACCUUCUCCGCUAUCCACAACUGUUCUGGACCACCUGUGCGUGUCUGAAUACUAUUCAUGAAACAGAGUUCAUCGAAAGCCUGGGGAUGCUGGAGAAAUUCAUGGACCGAAUCGACCUGAGCGAUCCCGUGGUCGUUGCGGAGCUCAUCAAGGGCCAGCCUGCUAAGUGGGAAGGCGGCUUUGGCGGACUUCAGGCUUUGGUCUACAAAGGACUCAAGUCUUCGGAGUCCCUCAACCGGACGCUAGAUAUCCUGCACCGCUUGAGCGCUCUGCCAAGUAAUGAGCUCAUAGGUGAUGGGAAUAGACUGCUUUUCACGAUCUGGGGCAACCUGUCUCAUUUCCUUCAUCAUUUCGAUUCGUCCUUUGAUGACCCCAAGACUCUUGCCAGAGCUACGUUGCUGGCGCGUGUCGCAGAAGGCGAAGGGUAUCCACGGCUUGCGGCCUCUCUUCUCGGGUUUGCCAAUGGUCAGUAUAAAGCGGAGGAUGAUUUCUUGAGCCACAUUAUCACCGAAGUCCGUUCGUAUUACUUUCCACGACAGGAUGUCUCCAGUCUGAUCUUCUUGAUGGGCUUGUUGACGAACACAACCGACUGGUUCCGCAUCAAGAUCAUGAAAAUCCUCUGUGUGCUGAUACCUGAGGUCGACAUGCGACGGGGAGAAGUCACCUGUCAUGGUCCUGACUUGAUUUCUCCUCUCCUACGGCUGUUGCAAACCAACCUCUGCCCCCAGGCUCUGCAAGUCUUGGACAAUAUAAUGACUGUCUCCGGAAAUCCUAUGGAGCGCCAUCAUCUUCGCAUGAGUAUGGCUUCUUCGACCUCCUCGCGAGCCAUCCGGAAAGAGUACGAGCGCAUCCAGAGUCUCUACGGCAUACCGGAACCUACUGGGUGGUCUAUCCCCAUGCCAGCGGCUCAAUCAAGCACCACCCGCCACAACGUUCAUGCGGUAUUCUACACUUGUGCCGAGGUGGAUCGUGUAGAAGUGCAGGAGACCGCUCCACCAGAGGUUGAGUUCCACGCGGACGAUUACAACGACUCCUUCCCGAUGCGGGCAGACACCAUGAAGUCUAUCGACACACAGGCCGAUGGUAACAUAGGCGAUAUUGUCCAGAAGCUCGACAGCUUGGAUGACUUCUUCGAAGACACGGAUAUGGAUAUGAUCGAUUUGGAUCAUGCUUUGCCCGAAUCAACCAUCCGGAAUUUCACUGGUGCCUAUGCCGACACGAGCGCCAACCUGUACGACCAGCAGACCGCGCCCAUUCUGCGAAAGUCGCUCGCGCGAACUGCGUCGUCAUCAUCCUUCCACAACGGCCUGGCUGAAUCGCGUAUGGCCGAGUCUCGUCUGGCUGAUCCCCGCCCGUCGAACAUCCGUGCGGACAGCGCCCCUGGACCUACUCAUAAUGCAGCGCCUCCGGGGGUGCGGUCUCCCGGCGAACUGACGCCUCAGGCGUCCAACCAAACGUUACGCGCUUCAUCCCACACCCGCUCCGUCACCUCACCAGUCAACCAUCUAUUCUCUCAGACCCCAGGGGCAGCUGGGGCCCCGGCCACAUCUCAUCCAUAUGCCACUCCCCCAAUGGGGUUCAACGAGUCGGCGUUCUUUUCCGACGACGAAACAGAAGAAGGGCUGUACGACACCGACGGGCGGCUCGCCAACAGCCGGUUGCCGGUCCCCCAUUCGAUCAUCCACCCGCGCAAUGGCGAUGGAUCUUCCUCGUUCGAGUCUAUGAUCCGCAGCGGCAUGAGACGGUUAACCGGCGGCGCAGCCAACAACCGGGAGAAAGAGCGACAGCGUGAGCUCGUCCGAUCGCAGCAACGGACAGUCAUGGGUCAGCAAGCUGGGAGUUCACCACGAGUGCCUAAGGUUCCUCAGGAGUAUCUCAACCAGGGGCCAACGAGUAACCCGACCUCCCCGGGACAAUGA
Aspergillus campestris IBT 28561 is the source of this 7803-nucleotide messenger RNA. RefSeq names its product putative cell morphogenesis protein (PAG1). Gene Ontology annotation, cellular component: cell cortex; site of polarized growth. Gene Ontology annotation, biological process: cell morphogenesis. The record is from RefSeq and is a predicted model, not a curated record. The transcript has 3 exons. Bases 1 to 7803 code for a protein of 2600 amino acids. NCBI's taxonomy places the organism in Eukaryota, Fungi, Ascomycota, Eurotiomycetes, Eurotiales, Aspergillaceae.